AUGGCCCUUCACCGCCUCCAGAUGGCGGGAGAUCUCGGCCACCGCCCACAUCGGCAAUUGCAGGCCGAUUCCGCCCUACAAUACGCAGUUCUCGAAUCUGCAAGGGAGCUGCAAAACCUCGGAAAAAAGCCAUUGCAGUCAUUGCCGUUGAAAUCCAAGGAACUGACCGCAAUCGACCAGGUCCCAUCCGGCGCACACCCGCCGCGGAAGGCCAAUUAA
Messenger RNA from Penicillium macrosclerotiorum, 219 nucleotides. RefSeq lists its product as uncharacterized. The coding region runs from base 1 to 219 and encodes 72 amino acids. NCBI's taxonomy places the organism in Eukaryota, Fungi, Ascomycota, Eurotiomycetes, Eurotiales, Aspergillaceae. The transcript has 2 exons. The record is from RefSeq and is a predicted model, not a curated record.